Messenger RNA from Caenorhabditis sp. 36 PRJEB53466, 537 nucleotides. NCBI's taxonomy places the organism in Eukaryota, Metazoa, Nematoda, Chromadorea, Rhabditida, Rhabditidae. The record is from the annotation of a GenBank genome assembly.
AUGGCCGAAUUGCUCGCCGGAAUCACUUUGAAAAACCGUGACGGCGUCGAGCUCGAUGCGGGAGAGUAUUUGAAAGGAAAAGUGAGUUAAAAACAAUGUUUCUCACAAUAAAAACAAUUUCAGGUCGUCGCACUGUAUUUCUCGGCCGGUUGGUGCCCGCCGUGCCGUAAGUUCACUCCACAACUGAAGCGGUUCUUCGAGGCGAUCCAGAAGACGCAUCCGGAAUUUGAAAUCGUCUUCGUGUCACGUGAUCGCGCUGAUGAAGAUCUUGUCGAGUAUUUCACUGAGCAUAUGGGUAACUGGACUUACAUUCCGUUCGGAAACGAAAAGAUUCAGUAUGUUUCAUCUUAUACUUUCCAGUAAACAAUGGGUGUUUCCAGGGAGUUGUUGAAGCAAUAUGAGGUCAAGACGAUUCCAUCGAUGCGCAUUGUGAAGCCAAACGGAGAUGUCGUUGUGCAAGACGCCCGUACGGAGGUUCAGGAGAAAGGAGAGGAUCCGGAAACGCUCUGGGAGGAAUGGCUCGCCUUCUACGAAUAA